AUGGCUGAACAGUUGAAUCACAACAUUCUACGACACAGAGGACAUUUGCCCAAUUUUUUACAUAUGCUACAACAAGAAGACAGAAUUGCGUGUUCGCAUUGGCUUGUGGAUGUGCAGUUUAUGAAAUUUGAGCCCAAUUGA
Molecule: messenger RNA, 141 nt
Organism: Meloidogyne enterolobii
Lineage: Eukaryota; Metazoa; Nematoda; Chromadorea; Rhabditida; Meloidogynidae
Source: the annotation of a GenBank genome assembly